Camellia sinensis is the source of this 2269-nucleotide messenger RNA. The record is from RefSeq and is a predicted model, not a curated record. NCBI's taxonomy places the organism in Eukaryota, Viridiplantae, Streptophyta, Magnoliopsida, Ericales, Theaceae.
CCGAUCAUCGUUGCCAGUACACAAUGUAAAAGAGUUUCAUCGGUGAGAAGUUGCUGUUACGGCUUCCAGUAUGGCUGCAUUUCCUUAUUUUGAUUUAAUCAUCAACUACAAAGGAAAAGUGGGAAGAGUGUUUGAUGUGGACCCAAAUAUGUAUUGCUACAUUGAUGCCUUGAAGGAUGUAACUGCAACAGUCCUGUCUCACAUUUCUUGUAGUGAAGCAAUAGCAAUCACAUUGCAUUGUGAUAUGCCUGGUACUGACAGAAGGAGAUUAGUAGAAAAUGAUCUUGAUGUGCUAGACAUGUUUUAUGUGCAAGGAAGGAGUAAAACAAUUAACUUGUAUGUAAACAUAGAAUAUUCUAUUGGAAUGAGUGAUGGUGGACAUAAAAGUAAUGUUGGAAAUGAAAAUCAUGGAGUAGAUGCUGUAGAUGUAGAGCAAGACUACCAUACUAUAGAUGUAGAUGAAGAGUACCAUCAGGACAAUGUUUAUGGGUUUAGUGAUGAGGAUAGGGAUUGGAAUGCAACUGCUGAGGAUGAAAACCAAUCAGAUGCCAAUGAGAUUUUGAGUGAUGAUGAUAAUGAGUGCUCAAGUGAUGAUGCUGAACUUAGUGAUUACCAAUCUGGUGAUGAUGAAGUGCCAUAUUCUAGUACUGAUGAUGAUUAUGAUGAUGAAGCAGACUGUCUAGAUGAUGAAGAGAUGAGGUUUCCAGGCAUGAAGUAUGAUGGUACCUACAAUGGGAAAGAGCCAUAUAUGAAUCAAGAUGGAGAAGUUGUGUUGGAAGAAGGGAUGAUUUUUCCAGAAGUGAAUACUUUUAGGGCUACAUUAAGGGACUAUACAGUGCAAACUGGUUUCAAGAUAGUAAGAGACAAAAAUGAGAAGUCUAGAGUAACAGCCCAUUGUGCUGCUGAGGGCUGCCCUUGGAGAAUUCAUGCAUCUCCACUUCCAGAUGGGAUCACCUACAAGAUUAAAACCUUAGUACCUACUCACACAUGUAGCAGGAUGAACACAAACACUGAAGCUACAUCAGCUUGGAUUGCUAAAAAAAUGGUUGAAAGUUUUAAGGACAAUCCACACAUGGGCUUAGAUACCAUGCAAAUGAAACUGAAUAAAAUGUUUGGGAUUGAGGCUUCAAGAAUGCAACUGUAUAGAGCCAAAAGGAGGUGCAAGGAGGAGCUGGAGGGUGAUCAUGGGAGCCAAUAUGUGUUGUUGCCAACAUAUGCUAGUCAAAUCAACAAAACAAACCCUGGCAGCUUGGUUGUCAUAAAUUAUGACAUACCUUCUACCCCAGUCUCAGAAGACGGAGAACAACCAGACCCUACCAUUCCUCAAUAUCCAUUGUUCCAAAGAAUUUUCAUAUCAUUUGAUGCAAUGAAAGCAGGGUUCAUUAAUGGAUGUAGGCUAUUCAUAGGGGUAGAUAGGUGUCACUUGAAGGGUCCCUAUGGUGGUGUUUUAAUUUCAGCAGUUGCCUUGGAUGGAAAUAAUGGCUUGUUUCCAUUGGCAUUGGCAAUAGUAGAGGGUGAAUGCAAGGACAGUUGGUCUUUUUUCUUGCACAACUUGAGAACAAUCAUAGAAGAUGCACUACCUUCUAGACCAUGGACCAUCAUGUCUGAUCAACAAAAGGGCCUUGAUAAGAUUGUGAGUGACAUUAUACCGGAGGCAACUCAUAGAAGAUGUUGCAUGCACCUAUAUAACAAUUUCAGAGCCAAAUUUCCGGGUUUAAUUUUGAGGAAGCAAUUUUGGAGAGCAGCAAGGGCUUACAAUCAGAUGGAGUAUGAUAAGACUAUGCAAGCCAUUAAGGACCUGAACAAUGAUGCUUGCAUUUGGUUGCAGAAGAAACAGCUUGAGGUCACACAGAAAUGGUCAAGGACUUGCACAGUGGAGUAUGCAGGAGGCAAUGAGUAUGAGGUGAAGGAUAAUGAGGGGGUUAAUCACAUUGUCCAUAUUGGGGCAAUGACUUGUGUAUGUAGACAGUGGGAAAUAUCUGGUCUUCCAUGCAAGCAUGCUGUGGCUGCAAUUUCUCACAGUAGGUUAAACAUAGAAGAUUUUGUCCACCCCUACUAUUCUAAGGCAACUUACUUGAGAGCCAAUGGUGGAAUGAUACAUCCCAUCUUACACCAUAGCAUGUGGACACUUAUACCUGGGGACCCUUUACAACCCCCACCACUGAAAAGAUUGCCAGGAAGGCCAAGGACUUCAAGAAAGAGGGCUGCUCAUGAGCCACCAGCUGGAACAAGUCAGACUAAAAGGUCUAGUACCUUGAGAUGCAAAUGA